Messenger RNA from Oncorhynchus nerka (sockeye salmon), 1317 nucleotides. RefSeq names its product cathepsin D-like. Gene Ontology annotation, molecular function: aspartic-type endopeptidase activity. Bases 91 to 720 code for a protein of 209 amino acids. Gene Ontology annotation, biological process: proteolysis. NCBI's taxonomy places the organism in Eukaryota, Metazoa, Chordata, Actinopteri, Salmoniformes, Salmonidae. The transcript is spliced from 5 exons. The record is from RefSeq and is a predicted model, not a curated record.
GGCCUGUCCAUAGAGGACCAGGGGUUCGGUGAGGCCAUCAAGCAGCCUGGCGUAGCCUUCAUCGCUGCGAAGUUUGACGGCAUCCUGGGCAUGGCCUACCCCCGUAUCUCUGUGGACGGGGUCGCUCCGCCGUUCGACAACAUCAUGAGCCAGAAGAAAGUAGAGCAGAACGUGUUCUCCUUCUACCUCAACAGGAACCCAGACUCUGAGCCCGGCGGGCUCCUGCUGGGAGGAACUGACCCUAAGUACUACAGUGGAGACUUCCAGUACCUCGACGUCAGCCGCCAGGCCUACUGGCAGAUCCACAUGGACGGGAUGGGUGUGGGGAGCCAGCUGAGUCUGUGUAAGGGAGGCUGUGAGGCCAUCGUGGACACCGGCACGUCCCUCAUCACCGGCCCCGCGGCCGAGGUCAAGGCCCUGCAGAGGGCCAUCGGAGCAACACCACUCAUCCAGGGAGAGUACAUGGUGAACUGUGAUAAGAUUCCCACCAUGCCUGUCAUCACAUUCAACCUGGGAGGACAGUCCUACAGUCUGACUGCAGAGCAGUACGUCCUCAAGGAGAGCCAGGCUGGUAAGACCAUCUGCCUGAGUGGCUUCAUGGGCCUGGACAUCCCCGCCCCCGCCGGGCCGCUGUGGAUCCUGGGAGAUGUAUUCAUUGGCCAAUACUACACUGUGUUCGACCGUGACAACAACAGGGUGGGCUUCGCUAAGUCCAAGUAGAACUACAACCAUUGGCUACGUCCUUAUUCUCCACUAUCCAUCAUCUACCCUUUUCCUGAAGUGUACACUUGUUCUGCACACUACUUGUCAUGGAUUUGGAGAAUUGGGAAGCAGUCAAUGUUUUAGGGUGUUUUGCGGUACAUUUAAAAGUGGAUCGAGAUGUUAUGAUUUUAGACAGGCAAAAUCCACGUGUGGGGGAAAGACACUACUUGUAAAAGUUGCACAAGUUUCCAUUUGCUUUUCUGAAAUCUUUUAAAACUAGCAAUUUAGAUUUGUGUAAGAGUUCAAAUGCACUGAUCUAAAACAAGCAUUUAAUGUCUUGAGUUAUUUGCUGUGGAAGUGAAACCGAAAACAUGGUGGUGUUGGAGGAACGGGAUCGGGAGUCAAAGAUGACGAUCAGAACGGACCUUUUGAGUUUUACCAUCUGAGUGAUAUGCUGUACGUAUUAAAUCAGGGACUUGUGUUUUUAUUGUUUUAAAGCAACCGAACAAUGUAACAUUUUUAAUUUGAGUUUUGAGGCAAUGGACCUCUUGUCAAUGACUUAAGAUGUAUCUUCAAAUGAUUGGAUUCAAUAAAAUUUUAAAUAAUUGUAAAAAA